AUGAAACGGGUUUUAUUUAAAUAUGAAAAAUAAUAUUCUGAUCAUCUGCUUAAGUACAAUUUAUAAAUGAUAAUAAUUAAGUAUAAUCAUAGAUUGAUAUGAAGUGCUCAAGAAUAUGGCGGAUAUAAAAUAAUUAAUAUCUCAUUCAUCUAAAUAGUCCAUUUUUAAUCGUUUAUCCUAAAAGGUCAAAGAAGGAGUAAGAUUAAAUUGAUUAACCCUGAAAAAGAAUAAGGAAUUACUAGAUAUUUAAAGGAAUUAGAAUAUUGGUAAUAAUGUAACUUAAGUUAGGCUUAUCAAAAUAACAUGAUGUUACCUUUCCUUAAUCAGAUAUAUUUUCAAAUUUAGGAAAGUUUAGCUAAAGUAAUUCAAGUCAUAUUCUGUUAGGAUUAAUAUAAAAUCAGAUUGGAAUAAGUAUUCUAAAGAGGAAGAAAAUUCAGAUGA
Messenger RNA from Paramecium octaurelia, 441 nucleotides. NCBI's taxonomy places the organism in Eukaryota, Ciliophora, Oligohymenophorea, Peniculida, Parameciidae. The record is from the annotation of a GenBank genome assembly.